UCACACGCUCACACGGUGUGGCCGCUGGUGCCGCUAAGUUGCAGUUUGCUGUAAUCACUUACUUCGACUAAAGUUCAUCACUUGAAAAUAUAGUUAUUAAUUACAGCUGUUUGCAGAUUGAACAAUUAGCGACACAUUUUCUGAACCAGGAAAAGAUGAGGAGAUAUUUCAUAAAAUUUUCCUAUCUAGGCACGAACUACAGCGUGUUAAUUCUGAGUCGACAAGUCGUGUUUCUAAAAUUUGUUUUUCGUGUAUGUUUAGAGGCUUGCAAAAGAAUGCAAUUCCGACUCAAAAUGUUCUAAUGCUUGACACAGAUACAAUUCAAGGAGCUAUCGAAGCUGCGUUUUCAACCUUGAUUCCUAAAUGUAUAAAAUGGCCAAAAUUUAGCUCUUCUAGCAGGACAGAUUGCGGUGUGCAUGGCUUAUCUAAUGCAGCUCAUAUUGACAUAGAAAAUAUCGAUGAUUGUUUUUAUGAACCCACUUACGCUCUCAGUAGUGUAAACCGAUUUUUUAAUCAGAGCAAUCAUAAUAUUAGGAUACUAGAAUUCGUUCCUGUGACAAAUGACUUUAAUUCAAGGCGACUUGCAAAAUCCAGGAAAUAUAUUUACAGAAUUUUAAGGGCUAAGGAUUUAAACGAUCAUAGAAUUCCUGUAUCAGAAGUGCAGUAUUGUAAUCAUAUCAGGCCAACAGUUUUUGAUACUGAGAGAAUAAAACGUGCGACACAAAUGUUUAUGGGAACAAAAGAUUUUAGAACGUUUAGUUCCAAAAGUAUUUCAAUUAAACCAAUUAAAUAUGUAAGGGAAUUAGACACGUUAACUCUAGAAGAAGGUCACCCAUUCAUGCCAUAUGAUCCCUUGUGUAAAAACUUUGAAUAUUGGAAUAUAGUAUGUUCAGCACAGGGUUUUCUAUAUAAACAGGUCAGACGAAUAGUAAGUUCUUUAAUUGCCUUAGGCUCGGGCGUAAUAACAGAACGAGAUAUAUAUAUAAUGUUACAUGUUCCUGGCCAUCAUAAUUGGCUUCCUUAUUUACGUCUAGCUCCUGCGCAAGGUUUAUUUUUAGCAGAUGUCAAAUAUUGUCAAGAAGAGAUAGAAGAAUAUAUUAUAAAAUACAAACUGUACGGCGAACAUACGGUCAUACCACUAGAUACGAAUUUAGUGUAACGCGUAUUUAGUAUUUGUUUU
Molecule: messenger RNA, 1180 nt
Organism: Ceratina calcarata
Lineage: Eukaryota; Metazoa; Arthropoda; Insecta; Hymenoptera; Apidae
Product: tRNA pseudouridine synthase-like 1
Exons: 6
Coding region: 254-1159 (301 amino acids)
Biological process (GO): tRNA pseudouridine synthesis
Molecular function (GO): RNA binding; pseudouridine synthase activity
Source: RefSeq, a predicted model, not a curated record